ACAGGCGGCGGAGCGGCCACAAUCACAGCUCCGGGCACUGGGGGAGCGCGAGCGGCUGCGCCGGGGGAAGCCGUGCGGGCGCCUGCCGUCCCGGUCCCAUCCUCGCCGCGAUCCCGCACCCCUGAAGUUUUGCAGCGCCCAGAAAGGAGGCGAGGGAGGGGGGGAGCGUGAGAGGAGAGCGAGCAAAAGCACACCCUAAAACAUUUUUUAUUUCCAAAAGAAAAGGAAAAAGGGGGGGGGGGCGCAAGAAUGGCUGGGGCAAUUAUAGAAAAUAUGAGCACCAAGAAGCUAUGCAUUGUUGGUGGGAUUCUGCUCGUGUUCCAAAUCAUCGCCUUUCUGGUGGGAGGCUUGAUUGCUCCAGGACCCACCACGGCAGUGUCCUACAUGUCAGUGAAAUGUGUGGAUGUUCGUAAAAACCAUCACAAGACAAAAUGGUUCGUGCCUUGGGGACCCAACCACUGCCACAAAAUCCGAGACAUCGAUGAAGCGAUUCCAAAGGAAAUAGGAGCCAAUGACAUUGUGUUUUCUGUCCACAUUCCUCUCCCCUCCAUGGAGAUGAGUCCUUGGUUCCAGUUCAUGCUGUUUAUCCUGCAGCUGGACAUUGCAUUCAAGCUGAACAACCAAAUCAGAGAAAAUGCAGAAGUUUCCAUGGACGUUUCCCUGGCUUACCGUGAUGAUAUGUUUGCUGAAUGGACUGAAAUGGCCCAUGAGAGAGUGCCUCGGAAACUCAAAUGUAUCUUCACAUCCCCCAAGACCCCAGAGCACGAGGGCCGUUACUAUGAAUGUGAUGUCCUUCCUUUCAUGGAAAUCGGAUCUGUGGCUCAUAAGUACUACCUUUUGAACAUCCGGCUGCCUGUGAAUGAAAAGAAGAAAAUCAACGUUGGGAUUGGGGAGAUAAAAGAUAUUCGGUUGGUGGGAAUCCACCAAAAUGGAGGCUUCACCAAGGUGUGGUUUGCCAUGAAGACCUUCCUUACGCCCAGCAUCUUCAUCAUUAUGGUGUGGUAUUGGAGGAGGAUCACCAUGAUGUCCCGACCCCCGGUGCUUCUAGAAAAAGUCAUCUUUGCUCUUGGGAUUUCCAUGACUUUUAUCAAUAUCCCAGUGGAAUGGUUUUCCAUUGGGUUUGACUGGACCUGGAUGCUACUGUUUGGUGAUAUUCGGCAGGGCAUCUUCUAUGCAAUGCUUCUCUCCUUUUGGAUCAUCUUCUGUGGCGAACACAUGAUGGAUCAGCAUGAGCGGAAUCACAUAGCAGGGUAUUGGAAGCAAGUCGGACCAAUCGCUGUUGGCUCUUUCUGCCUCUUCAUAUUUGACAUGUGUGAGAGAGGGGUACAACUCACGAAUCCCUUCUACAGUAUCUGGACUACAGAUGUUGGAACAGAGCUGGCUAUGGCCUUCAUCAUCGUGGCUGGGAUCUGCCUCUGCCUGUACUUCCUGUUUCUGUGCUUCAUGGUAUUUCAGGUGUUUCGGAACAUCAAUGGGAAGCAGUCCAGCCUGCCAGCCAUGAGCAAAGUCCGGCGGCUGCACUAUGAGGGGCUGAUUUUCAGGUUCAAAUUCCUCAUGCUUAUCACCUUGGCCUGUGCUGCCAUGACCAUCAUCUUCUUCAUUGUUAGUCAGAGUCCCUGCUCCCAGAAGUCAAGAAGGGACAUUGGGCGGAUGUUUAAGGUGACUGAAGGCCAUUGGAAGUGGGGUGGUGUCACAGUCCAGGUGAACAGUGCCUUUUUCACAGGCAUCUAUGGGAUGUGGAAUCUGUACGUCUUUGCUUUGAUGUUCCUAUAUGCACCAUCCCAUAAGAACUACGGGGAUGACCAGUCUAAUGCAAGGAAGGGGCAGAGGAGCACCUCCUGUCAUAAAGUCGCAGCCCAGGCGUGAUUCUGUCACAGGUGAUCUGAGGGUCCACAAUGGGGAAGAACUCCAGCUCACCACCACUAUCACCCACGUGGACGGACCCACCGAGAUCUACAAGUUGACCCGCAAGGAGGCCCAGGAAUAGAUGGCGGCAGCCCCUGGCUGGGACUGUUCCCCACAUCCCAGCCCUUCUGCCUGGAGUGUGGAGCAUGCCAGCGAUAGCUCACUGCGCGAACCAGCCCUCCACUGCUCCCGUGUCUUAGCUGUGGUUUCUUGGAACAGUGGCGUGGACGUUGUCACUUUACCUUCUGACCACAGCUCUUGGGGGAAGAUUCCACAGCCACUAAGGCGUUUGUGUAUAACAAAACCUCUGGUAUGACACAUUUUCUGUGAUCAUUGUUAAUUAGUGAUGUAGUAACAUCUGUAGCAGGUGGUUAGUAAACCUCAUGUGUUGGGGGUAUACUCCUUGGGGGGAUGAUGUGGGCCAGAUGGGGUCUAAAUGGAGUGGAAUAUUUGACUUCUUUUCCUGUUUUAGAUUCUAGGAUAGGUUUUUAACAUCCUUUGCAGUCCAAGAGAGGCUGAUGUCAUAGUUUCUCACUCCUAGUUCGUGACCACUUUUUUUUCCUAUUUAUAUCACCAGGUAGCCUGUUGAGUUAAUAUUUAAGUUGUCAAUAGACAUGUGUCCCUCUUUUUUAUGGCAUACUAUAAAAUAACUGAAUUUCGUGAGACGGUCUAUUUCAGCUUUGGAACCAAAUCUGUGUAUCCAGUACUGACCGAUCUGUUGGAUGCGGGUUGGGUCUAAAAAGCUUUUUUUACCUCCUGCUUACAAUGUGUUUCCUUUUGAUAAGAUGCUUCAAGCAGCCCCCAGAAGUGUAGAUCGGAUCAAUGAAAUAAACCUGUAUGUAUAUGCAUAUAUGUACAUGCACAUGUCAUCCUCCUGCUCAGCCAGGACACACGCAUGCAGAUUCUUUUCCAUGUCAAGUCCAUGGGGUGGGGGAAGUGGCUUUAUGAGAAAUUAAAGUAUUUUGCCAUCAAA
This is a messenger RNA of Myotis myotis, 2878 nucleotides long. It is a transcript of the gene WLS, whose product is annotated as Wnt ligand secretion mediator. Gene Ontology annotation, molecular function: Wnt-protein binding. The record is from RefSeq and is a predicted model, not a curated record. Bases 250 to 1866 code for a protein of 538 amino acids. Gene Ontology annotation, biological process: intracellular protein transport; Wnt protein secretion; Wnt signaling pathway. The transcript is spliced from 14 exons. Gene Ontology annotation, cellular component: organelle membrane; endomembrane system. NCBI's taxonomy places the organism in Eukaryota, Metazoa, Chordata, Mammalia, Chiroptera, Vespertilionidae.